AAGAUGACGGUUUUUAACUACGCUAGUGUUAUUGUUUCCGCAUAAUUGUGUUUGUUAUUCGCGAUGACGGCGGCGCCGCGGCCAGCUAACGUGAAUUUAAAGCCGAUCGAAGUGCCGAAGGCUCUGCAGGAUGGAGAGAAAUUCAUCAAAUGGGAUGAGGAUUCUGGCGCGGGCGUUCCAGUCACCCUGCGUGUGGAUCCUAAGGGGUUCUUCGUGUACUGGACAGACCAGAACAUGGAAGUGGAGCUGUUGGAUAUAGCUUACAUUAGAGAUGUUAGAACUGGUGUCUUCGCUAAAGUCCCCAAAGACCCAAAGAUCCGGAACGUGGUCCUGAUCGGAUCUCAAGGCUCGCUCGAGGAGAAAACCGUCACCAUAUGCUAUGGCGCCGACUUCGUCAACGUAACCUUCAUCAAUUUCUGCUGUACCAGGAAGGAAAUCGCUCAGUUGUGGACAGACGAGCUGUUCGGGUUGGCGUACAACUUGAACCAGUUGAACAACCCUACCAUUAAGUUCCUCGAGAAGCUCCAUACGAAAAUAACACUCAAAGCGGACAAAUCCGGCAAGAUACUUGUGAAGAACAUCGUUCGUACUUUCGCCCAAAAUAAAGAGGAUAAGAAACGCGUGGAGAAGGCCCUCAGCGAGUCAGGUCUGCCCACCAGCAAGAACGAUACCAUCAGCCAAUCCAAAUUCCAGUUCGAGGACUUCUUCGCGUUCUACAAAAACCUCACACAGAGAAACGAGGCGCAAAAGAUAUUCAACACUCUAACGGACGGCAAACCUCAUCUAGCAGCGACGCAGCUAGUCGAGUUCCUGAACGAAGUACAGCGCGACCCACGUCUUAACGAGAUCCUACAUCCCUACGCCGAUCUUCAACGAGCCAAAGACCUGAUCAAAAUCUAUGAGCAUAACAAGUACCAUCAGCAACGAUCGCAGCUUACCUUCGACGGGUUCCUUAGAUUCCUAAUGUCCGAGGACAACCCAAUAGUGGCGCAAAGCAAGCUAGAUCUGAGCGACGACAUGGACCAACCGCUGGCGCAUUACUUCAUUAACAGCUCUCAUAACACCUACCUCACCGGCCAUCAGAUCACGGGCAAGUCCAGCGUUGAGAUUUAUCGGCAGAGUCUUCUCGCAGGGUGUAGAUGUCAAGAUGCAUCUCAAGGUUUCUUGUAA
Molecule: messenger RNA, 1170 nt
Organism: Hyposmocoma kahamanoa
Lineage: Eukaryota; Metazoa; Arthropoda; Insecta; Lepidoptera; Cosmopterigidae
Gene: Plc21C
Product: 1-phosphatidylinositol 4,5-bisphosphate phosphodiesterase classes I and II-like
Exons: 8
Coding region: 64-1170 (368 amino acids)
Biological process (GO): phosphatidylinositol-mediated signaling; lipid metabolic process
Molecular function (GO): phosphatidylinositol-4,5-bisphosphate phospholipase C activity
Source: RefSeq, a predicted model, not a curated record